AUGACAGAAGAAAUUAUAAGUCAAUAUAUUCCUAAAUAUAAUAAUGGAACUGCUAUUUUAAAAGAUUUACUUCGAGAUGGUCUUGAGUAAGCAUUCAUUAGGAAAUUCAAAAAUAAAGAUGAUUCAAUAUAUAUUUCCGAAUUUAAAUUGAGACAUAAUUUAGAAAAAAGAGAUAAAGAUAAUGAUCAUCUUAUAGAAUAAAAAAAAAAAUCAAACUUAAUAAUCAAAAAGAUAUGA
Molecule: messenger RNA, 237 nt
Organism: Paramecium sonneborni
Lineage: Eukaryota; Ciliophora; Oligohymenophorea; Peniculida; Parameciidae
Source: the annotation of a GenBank genome assembly